Molecule: messenger RNA, 1835 nt
Organism: Amphimedon queenslandica
Lineage: Eukaryota; Metazoa; Porifera; Demospongiae; Haplosclerida; Niphatidae
Product: coiled-coil domain-containing protein 13-like
Exons: 11
Coding region: 36-1829 (597 amino acids)
Biological process (GO): non-motile cilium assembly; cytoplasmic microtubule organization
Cellular component (GO): centriolar satellite
Source: RefSeq, a predicted model, not a curated record
UGUUACUAUAGUAACGAAUAAAUUAAAAUUCAAGAAUGGCUGUAGAGGUAAAAGGGCCAAUUACUGGACUCAGGGAACUGCAGGACUUGCAGACGAGCAGACUAAGGGAGAGGCUGGCAAAGAAAGCAGUUUCUAAUAACAGUCCAACCUUGCUCACAAUUAAUGUAGAUGACAACCUUGAUCUUCAAACUCAUGGAGGAAAAAAUAAGGAUACCAUUACCCCUCAUGCUGAAGAUGAAAGCUUGGAGAUGGAAUACUUGCAGAAAGAAGUUGAGAAACUUCAAUUGAAAAUGUCCAAGUCAAACUCUGAGAUAAAAGAAAGAGAAAGAGAAAUCGAGAAACUGAGAAAAACAAUUAAAGAAGAGAGAGCAGCAAUGGCUGAAGCUGGGUUGAGUGGAUCCGUGACACAGAAAAUAGUUGAAAUAUCUCGCAAGAAUCGUGAGCUUCAUGCUGAGCUAGCGCGAGAAAGGAACAGAACUCAAAAGGGACAAGAACAAAUCUCUGAAUUGAAGGAGCUCUUGAAAUCACAAGAACUUCACAUUGAAGAGAUAAAGAGAGGAACUGAUUCUUCAGUUGAGCAAAGACAAAAGGAAAUGAUAUCUCAACUAGAGGAACAACUGAGUCAUGCCAAGCAGAAACUGACCGAGUACAAUAAUCACAUCCAAUUGCUUAAACACGACAUUAAAGUUGCACAAAAGGUUUUGGUAAAAGAGGUAGGAGAAGGAGCCACCAUUGGGAGUUUGACAGCUAAUGGUGAUGGGUGGAGGGGAAGGGCACAGCAAAUCCUCUCACUACAAAAUAAAGUUUCAGAGCUACAGGGACAAUUGGAGGCCCAAGGAAAAGUUUCUCGUGCUAGUAGCAGAAAAGCACAAGAGCUAGACAAGCAAAGAGUUGCUGUUCGCAAAAUUGAAACAGAAAACAAACAGAAAAUACAAGAGUUGAAAUCAGAACUGGAGUCCCAUCAGUCUGAUAUGACUGAACUAAGACAACAAAACAAAGCACUGAAAGCACGAAACAACAUUCUGUCAUCAGAAGUAAAGGAAUAUCGAACACAAAUCAACUUACUGUCUCAAGAGUUAAGAGAGAAAGAGAAGGCUGUAGCUAUACAGCAAGAUGAGGAGAUUCACUGUGCAGCACAGCAGCAAAAGGAAACAAAAAAGAUGAGCGAAUACGAAGAUAAACUAAGAUCACUUCAAAGUCAGUUGAGCCACAGUCGAGGUGAAAGACAAAGGCUACAAGCAACCGUAUCAGAAUUACAAAAUAAACUAAGUGACACAACACUGACUCAUCAGACUAGCUCUAGCUCCAAUGUAUGUACACGAACACAGAAUAAAGGAAUAGAAAAGGACUCAGUAAAACUGCCACCGAUAAAAGAGGCAGCAGGCAGACAACAGAAAGAGAGCAAGCCUUUACUAAAGAACACAAUGUCUGCUGGGAAUAAUCAUGAGCCUCAAGGAAAAUAUUCAAGUGAAGAGUUUGAGCAGGUGGUGGCAGUAUGCCGUGUCACUGAAGUUGAAAGAGAUCGACUGCUAGGACUCAGUCAAAUGCUGCAGCAGAGGUUAGAUGGAGCAUAUACUGAACUGGCGAGCCUCAGACAACAGCUAAUGCUAGCAGAGAGACUGAGUAAAGGGAAAACAAAGAGCAAUGAAGAGGUGAAACCAAUCACUGAGCUACAGGAGCAGAUCUUGUUAAGAGAAGAUGAAAAUGAAGUUUUGAAGGAAACUCUCAAAUUGACGCAACAAGAAAAGUUAAAGGAUAUGAAACUUCUUCAGAACCUUUUGCACGAAACUAGACAAACGUUUAACAAUGUUUUGAAAAAAUCAAUUUAAAAAUAA